CGCGUCCCUUGCCAUUGUCUCCGCCACCUCCUUAUUAUUUUUUCCUCCGUCUCCUGCGAGGACGCCUCUGCACAGACACUGUUACGCCUCGACCCUACCAUGGACGCCGCAAGUGGUCGCCAUGCGAGUCCAGCCUUACCGGCGCCCCAAACCCGCCAGGCGAUUGAAGCAGAAAUCGCCCGGUAUUCGAACUACCUCAUCGACCUCAGAACACGGCUCAACACCUUCGCAUCCAUCUCCGUGCUCCCUCCAGAGGUUCUCUCCGAGGUCUUCAUGCAUACCGCGGGUGCCGGCGGCCGCAGCACUGCCCAGUCGGACCGUUGGGGCAUCUACAUGGAAAGUUUGACUCGCCCAUAUAGCUGGAUUCGUGUCUCCCAUGUCUGCAGGCACUGGCGCGCUGUGGCGUUGAACUGCCCCGCUCUCUGGGGCAACUUGACGGUGACCAAGCAGCGCGAGUGGAUGGAGGAGGUGCUGGGACGGUCGAAGAAGGCGCCCCUAUAUGUGUCCGUAGACAUCUCGAUGUCCUUGCCCAUGGGUCUCUCUGCGACGUUCUAUCCGCGGGUAAACUCGCCUCAGGAGGAUUCUCUGGCGUUGAUUCUCUCGCACACGGCACGCAUACGCUCGCUCUCCCUCGGAUCCAAGGGGCCGCUCUCGGAGAGGAUCCUGCGUCUGCUAGACGGACCUGCCCCGCUACUCGAGACGCUCACUAUGAGGUUCGAGACGGGCUCACAUAUAUGCAACAACGAACAAGACCACAUUCACAAGCUACUCCACCCCGAGACCAGUCGUCUCCGGCAGCUGCACCUACACUCCGUGCUUCUGCAGUGGAAUAACACUUCGCUGCCACAGCUGACACACUUGACUGUCACUUGCAAACCGCACCAGGUUACAGUGCAAGUCCAUGUCGAAGCCUUCCUCCGCGCCAUCGAGCAGAUGAGUGUCCUGGAAGAGCUCGUAGUUCAAUCGGCGCUUACUGCGCCUAUUGACCAGGGAGAGGUCCCGACGAACUUGGUCCAAGCCUCCUUGCCCCGCCUGCGCUAUCUGCGAGUUUUGGAGAAUACGCGCAACACCAUCAGCCUGUUGAGCCAUAUGACAACCCCGUCACUCGCGCGCCUCUUCGUGGAAAUAGAUGGAGACACGAAAACACUCAGUGGUGAGCUCUUUGCUGCUCUUGCAACAAAGACGCCCAGCCUGGGCACUUUCGCUACCCUUGUUGUCACCAUCGCCCGCUUCACGCUGCACGGUAUCCACAUACAGGCGUUCCGCAAAGGUUGCGUAAACCGCGAAACGAGGCCCGACUCACAGCCCGAGCUCGAAGUAUGCUUCGGACGGCUGGAGCCAGACACCGUGAUUACCAACGCUUGCGAAUCCCUUCCCAUCUGCGACGUCCACUUCCUCACCGUCUCUGGCCGCUCGUUGCUCCGCUCGACACUGCUCGCCCUCUUCAAGCGCACCAAGAAGGUCGUGGAACUGAACGUGACACAGUGCGCGGACUACGAUGUUCUCCCCGGCGUGCUUGUCGACCGCCGGCGAGGACACAAACACAGACACAGCGAGGGCAACGCGUACCAUUACAUCCUUCCGCACCUCCGCUCUCUGUCCCUGUCGCUCUGCUACUUCGGCGCCCGCGGUGACCCCUACGAGUACGAGCUCGAACCAUCCGAGCGGCUCGCCGAUGGUUUGAUCGAUUCCUAUAUACAGCGGUACGAGUACGGGGCGGAGAUCGAGCAGCUGCACAUCGUCCACCCUGUCAAUCUAUCCCGGCGGGAGGUCGACCGGCUCAAGGAAGUCGUCCGUGUCGUGGAAUGGGAUGGCACGAUAGACUUCGACGAACAGGAAUCUGAUUCCCUCUAUCACUCAGAGGACGGGUACGAUGACGGCAUAUAUGACGAUGAUGUCUGGGGCUACGAGUAUGGAGGUAUGGAUAUGUUCGACGAUAUGGAUUACGAUCUGCACCACUUCUUUUAGUUUACUUUCCUGAAUCUUGUCGUGUCUGUUGUCCCGAUUUCGCGUUUCUAAUUUGCUAUGGUGCAUUUUCUAAUUUGCUAUGGUGCAUAAUUUCGUCACUUUGCAAUCAGUUUGCCCCGGUGA
Messenger RNA from Rhodofomes roseus, 2091 nucleotides. RefSeq lists its product as uncharacterized. NCBI's taxonomy places the organism in Eukaryota, Fungi, Basidiomycota, Agaricomycetes, Polyporales, Fomitopsidaceae. The record is from RefSeq and is a predicted model, not a curated record. Bases 100 to 1968 code for a protein of 622 amino acids. Gene Ontology annotation, molecular function: protein binding. The transcript is spliced from 2 exons.